Molecule: messenger RNA, 751 nt
Organism: Phytophthora nicotianae INRA-310
Lineage: Eukaryota; Oomycota; Peronosporomycetes; Peronosporales; Peronosporaceae
Exons: 1
Coding region: 8-751 (247 amino acids)
Source: RefSeq, a predicted model, not a curated record
AGAACUGAUGAAGGCUCUCGUUGAAUCAGAGGUUAAACUUCGCGAGAACCGGCGAGUAAAUCAGCAACGCUAUCGCAUAAAGAUCAACCAGCAUGCAGAGAGUCUAGAAAGCGAUACGCGACGUCUUAAACAGGAGAUCCAACGACUCGAAAUAGAGUACAACCGCCCCCUUUGCACUCCCACCGAGAAAACUCCUUGGAGCGUCGUGGCGGAAUACUAUCGGCUGUUUCGACACGGCUCCCAGGUGCCGAUUUCAAGAGAACACACUUUUCACCCGAGAGAGGCUCAGAUUCAGAAAACUUUUCUACACCAGGCUAUGGCGACGAACAUUUGUGUUAACAGCGGCUUCGGUAUCGACGCUCUUCUGAAAGAGUGGACAUUUGUCCCGCAAAAGACUGGAAGCCUGGCAGUGCAGCUUGUACGGCUCGAGUAUGACGACAGAGCCACGAUGCUAGCAACCGUUAAAGUGCUCGUCACUAUAACGGAAGAAGUGCUGCAGUUCAGCUUCUCACACCUCAUUGAUAUGGACAACAGACUAUCACCACUGGCGGAAAAGCUUCUUGGAAGACAAAUAGUAAUUCCAAUCAUGGUGCGGUUUGAGUGGGAUGCCACUACAGCUCAAGUUGCGAGCUUGUACUCCACGCCAGACUUAGUUAAUCCAUUUACGAAGGUACUUGGUAGUUUGAAGGGUGCAGCUCGUGUGCUUAACAACUCGCCUCUGGCGGUGGCGCUCGGUGCAGCCUCAAUUUGA